Molecule: messenger RNA, 1401 nt
Organism: Mycena indigotica
Lineage: Eukaryota; Fungi; Basidiomycota; Agaricomycetes; Agaricales; Mycenaceae
Exons: 8
Coding region: 1-1401 (466 amino acids)
Source: RefSeq, a predicted model, not a curated record
AUGCUCGAGGCAUACCAGAAUAUUCCCCAACCUCCGCCGCCCCAAUCGCCUGACGACCCAGUCGAAAGCAUUAUUAUGGCCAUGAUGGAAUGGUCCGACGCCACUCACCUUGCUCAAUUUGGUGCAGCCUCCCUCUGGCCGGGGUACACCUUCUUUGGAAACCAUCCCAAGAGCUUUCGAACCAAGCCAUCCUCUAAUGCCGGUUUCCAUCAAGUCUAUUUUGCGGAGUAUGACUGUGAUAUGCCUGGCGAGGUUUAUACACAUCUGAAACGAGAACUAAUGCAUCGAAUAUGGGAUCUUUUAUUCUCGGAUGACUUCAUGGAAGCGUAUGACAACGGUAUAAAGAUUCGGUGCUUCGAUGGUAUCGUUCGACUGGUUUUUCCUCGCUUGUUCAUCUAUGGUGCCGACUACCCUGAAAACUACUAUCAGAAGUCUGGGCGGCCAUUCAUGCCCUCGGUGUUUUAUUGCCAAGGCGCAGAUUGCGGGACGGGGACUGUAAAUGAUAUGAAGCGACGCCAAAACCUCCGAGUAGAUGAUCGUCCUCGGCGACAAACUAUUGAAGACACGCGAAGGGCUAUCUUUCAGAGUGGCAAGCUCGUUAUCAAGGGCUCGAUUGACAAUAUGCUCAAGGAUAAAUCUUGGGUUCCUGUUCGGAAUGCCUUUUCCAAACUCAACACGGAGAAGACAUCUUUCAAUUUUCAUUCCAUAUUCGUUCCCGACUUGUUGCAUGAGGUGGAACUCGGAGUUGCCAAGGCGAUCAUCACACAUUUGAUUCGCAUGCUCCAAACAUUCAAGAAUGUGGACGAGUUCGACCAACGAUUUCGCCAGGUUGACACGUUUGGCCGUUCAGUAAUACGGGCCUUCGGUCACAACGUUUCGGAUAUGAAGUAUGCGGCUGCUAGGAACUUUGAAGAUGUGCUACAGUGCAUUCUUCCAGUCAUUGACGGCUUGUUUCCAAUGCACCAAAAACUGGUGGAUCAGCUCUGUUUCGAGCUUGCGGUCUGGCAUGGAUAUGCUAAACUCCGUAUGCACACGACGACAACCAUCCAGCUUUUUCGAACAGCAACGACAGCCCUUCUUGCAACGAUUCGACGAUUUUCUCGAGAGACCCUUGAUGUGAAGACGCCCGAGCAACAUCACUAUAUCUCAGACUCGAAGAGAACCUUUUGGAAUCUCUCUGACCUUGCGGAUAUCGGACUUUCAUCUGAUAGCUCAGACUCCGGUAGUGAUGGACCGCCGUUAGAACCCAUGGAUAUGGAUUCAAACGUUUUUAACCCUGCUCUUCAAGACUUUACUCUCAAGCUCAAGCCCUAUUUCCGGCGACGACUGCUUCAACUCGAGGACGACAACAUUCAGUUUAGUCCACAAGAUUUAAUGAAUGUUGUGGUGGAGAAGGACUAG